AUGGAUCGUUUCCUUGUCUCUCAGGCCCUAUGCGCCGACUCAACUCCUUCACGCCAGGGAACUCCGCUGCAAUACAUCUUGAAACGCACAGAAACGACUGCUCCUUCCCACACUGUCACUGAUGGUGCACCGUUGGGGGCUUUUCGUCACAACCACCCCUGCCUAGCGGUUGAACCUUGGACGAACUCUGGUCUCAGCAGUCCAACUCCGAUGUUGCCUUGUCAAUAUCCAUGGGCCAUUGAAACCCCAGCCUUCACGCUCCCUUCAUCUCACUCGCCUACGCAGUCAAUGCCUGAUGGGCUUCCACGCUUCUAUCUUUCCUACGACCACGACUGGCCAUCUUGUUCAAUGACACCGGGUUCCACCUCAGGACAACUGAAGCUAGGACUCUUCCGCCCUAACGAUAGUAGGACCUCUUCUGAGUGGAUGCAGGAAUCCGACCAGAGCAUUUCGUGUAUGUUGGAGCCCGAUCGAUCCUACAUAGCAGCCUCUGAAGCCUUUGGGCCCCAUCAACAACCGCCCGAGAAUAUUACAACAACCUAUCCCACUGCAGCCCUAACGCCACCGUCGCCGGCUUUCUCGGCUUCAUCGUGCCAGUUGAGCUCUCCUGCAAUCAAACUCGAACCUGAUCACGUUGAUACACGAGUAUCCCCAACUGACACGGAGUUGUAUGCGGACGCAGACCCUCCCUACUCCGUGCUCAUUUAUCGAGCCCUUAAUUCUGUGCCUAGUAGAAGAUUGCCUCUUCAGGGGAUUUACAACUGGUUCAAGCAGCAUACCAAAAGAGGGAAAGAUCGCAAUUCUAAGGGGUGGAAAAAUAGCAUUCGACAUAACCUAUCUAUGAAUGCGGGUUUUGAGGCAGUUCGUGUGGAAGAAAUACCGGGCAAAAAAGCCAAGAAUGUCUGGCGUCUGACUGAUGAGGCAGCAAGGAAGGGUAUCCAAUCCACAACUCGGUAUAGAAAGCAGGGGAACUAUAAGAAGACGGUGGGCUUGGCCCCACCAGCUCCUCAGCGCCAACGAUCCGGAGCGAAGGGAGGAAAAGCUACCAAAGUUACUGCUAAAUAUCGCGGAAUAAUGGACCAGGGUGGUUUACGUAAAGAACGGUGCCGCCAACGACUGGCUUCGCAGCGGCGACCGCACAAGAUCCUUCACAGCCAACACCACCAGUCUCACGGGACGACGGCUAUCGUCUCGCGAUAUCAUACAUCAGGUCCAGCAACAGUACUGACUCGCACGCCAGCCGAACCGUUCGAUUUGGGCAGUCUUGUUAGUAGCGCUGACCCUCCUUCAUGCACCUCUAUCUUUUGUGACAUGGCGGGACCGGGAUCAGAAUGUCUAGCGAUGGAGACGGGAUUUCAGGGCUGGAGUAGUCUCCCCACCCCUUCUCCAUGGUUUGUUGACAGGUCCUGA
This is a messenger RNA of Aspergillus alliaceus, 1410 nucleotides long. RefSeq lists its product as uncharacterized. The transcript is spliced from 2 exons. The record is from RefSeq and is a predicted model, not a curated record. Gene Ontology annotation, molecular function: RNA polymerase II cis-regulatory region sequence-specific DNA binding; DNA-binding transcription factor activity, RNA polymerase II-specific. NCBI's taxonomy places the organism in Eukaryota, Fungi, Ascomycota, Eurotiomycetes, Eurotiales, Aspergillaceae. Gene Ontology annotation, biological process: regulation of transcription by RNA polymerase II. The coding region runs from base 1 to 1410 and encodes 469 amino acids.